AUGGAUCUGCACCAAAGCACUGCCAUCCCUUUCCUAGAGAAAUGGUGUUUGGAGAAGUCACUCUCUGGCUACAGGAGACAUUAUAAUGUCAGGAAAAAACUGAAGUUAAUUCGAAUCUUGGGCCUUCUCAUGGGCCUAGUCGCCAUUAGCACUGUCUCGUUUUCAAUCAGUGCCUUUUCUGAGAUGGAGACCCAGAGCACAGAAGAGGCCGUGGGGGCAAGUGGCUCUAGCGCCAUACACGGUUACCGUCAGAGAACUCUCUUAGAUUUAAAUGACGAGAUCCUGGAUUAUACUCCACAGCCCCCUCUUUCUCAGGAAGACACAUCUGAGAAUGCUACAGAUCAUGCCCAAGGAGACUACCCAAGAGACAUCUUUUCCCUCGAGGAGCGAAGAAGAGGCGCCAUCAUUCUGCAUGUCAUUGGAAUGAUCUACAUGUUCAUAGCCUUAGCCAUUGUCUGUGAUGAGUUCUUUGUUCCCUCUUUGACUGUCAUCACUGAGAAAUUGGGCAUAUCUGAUGAUGUGGCCGGAGCCACUUUUAUGGCUGCGGGGGGCUCUGCCCCUGAACUUUUCACAUCUCUCAUAGGGGUAUUUAUUGCUCACAGCAAUGUUGGCAUAGGCACAAUCGUGGGCUCAGCGGUGUUCAAUAUCCUCUUUGUCAUUGGCAUGUGUGCUCUGUUUUCUAGAGAAAUCUUAAACCUGACAUGGUGGCCGCUCUUUCGGGAUGUGUCCUUCUACAUCGUUGACUUGAUCAUGCUGAUCAUAUUUUUCCUGGAUAAUGUUAUCAUGUGGUGGGAAAGCUUGCUUCUCUUGACAGCUUACUUUGGUUAUGUGGUUUUCAUGAAAUUCAACGUCCAAGUAGAAAGAUGGGUGAAGCAAAUGAUAAACCGCAAUAAAGUCGUCAAGGUGACAGCUCCAGAGGCCCAAGCGAAGUCAUCUACAGCCAGGGACAAGGAUGAGCAGGCUCUACCGGCUAAGCCCCGUCUCCAACGAGGUGGAAGUUCUGCCUCCCUCCACAACAGUCUCAUGAGGAAUAGCAUUUUCCAGCUCAUGAUUCACACCCUUGACCCACUGGCUGAAGGAAGGUUCAGAGAAAAGGCUUCUAUUCUCCACAAGAUUGCCAAGAAGAAAUGCCAGGUGGAUGAGAAUGAGAGGCAGAACGGGGCUGCCAACCACGUGGAAAAAAUCGAGCUCCCAAACAGCACAAGCACGGAGGUUGAAAUGACACCGUCCAGCGAUGCUUCGGAACCUGUACAAAACGGAAGUCUGUCCCACACCAUUGAAGCUGCAGACGCCCAGGCAGGUGAAGAUGAGGACGACCAGCCUCUCAGCCUGGCCUGGCCUUCCAACCCCCGCAAGCAAGUCACGUUCCUCAUUGUGUUCCCCAUAGUGUUUCCCCUCUGGAUUACCUUACCUGACGUCCGCAAGCCGUCAUCAAGAAAGUUUUUUCCCAUCACAUUCUUUGGCUCCAUCACCUGGAUCGCUGUGUUCUCUUACUUGAUGGUCUGGUGGGCACACCAGGUUGGAGAGACCAUUGGCAUUAGUGAAGAGAUUAUGGGUCUGACCAUCUUAGCAGCUGGGACCUCCAUCCCUGAUCUUAUCACCAGUGUCAUAGUGGCCCGGAAGGGACUUGGAGACAUGGCUGUGUCCAGCUCUGUUGGAAGCAACAUUUUUGACAUCACUGUGGGGCUCCCACUGCCCUGGCUCCUGUACACCAUCAUUCACAGGUUCCAACCAGUGGCUGUCAGCAGCAAUGGCCUCUUCUGUGCCAUCGUCCUCCUCUUCAUCAUGCUGCUCUUCGUCAUCCUCUCCAUUGCUCUCUGCAAAUGGCGGAUGAACAAAGUGCUGGGCUUCAUCAUGUUCGGCCUCUACUUUGUGUUCCUGGUGAUCAGCGUCCUCCUAGAAGACAGAAUUCUUGUGUGCCCUGUCUCCAUUUAGUAGGAAAAGCCAUAUCUUGAACUAACAGCAUGGAUGGUCCCUCCCCACCCUGGGUUCUAGGCUCCUUGACCUCUCCAGAGGAGGCAGCUGGCACACACAGCCAUGGGCAUUUCAGAGCGUCCCUCCUUGGUGGAUUUGAGGAUGGAUGGAUUCACGCUGGGCCCACUCAUUUCACAAGCUGCUGCCAACCUUGCCUACUGAAACAGCUCCACACAAGAGACCAUGCAAGAACCGUCCAUUUGGGGCUUCUCUCCAUUUCACCACUGACAGGUACUCCUCGCUGGUCGGAGGUACAUUCAUUGUAACGAUGCAAACAAUGACAGAGGUUCUUUCUCUAUAUACGUACAAAAUAUACAAAUUUUAAAUAGAUGCACA
Enhydra lutris kenyoni (northern sea otter) is the source of this 2310-nucleotide messenger RNA. RefSeq names its product solute carrier family 24 member 2. Gene Ontology annotation, molecular function: calcium channel activity; calcium, potassium:sodium antiporter activity. The coding region runs from base 1 to 1935 and encodes 644 amino acids. Lineage: Eukaryota; Metazoa; Chordata; Mammalia; Carnivora; Mustelidae. The record is from RefSeq and is a predicted model, not a curated record. Gene Ontology annotation, cellular component: membrane. The transcript has 9 exons. Gene Ontology annotation, biological process: long-term synaptic depression; intracellular calcium ion homeostasis; calcium ion transmembrane transport.